AUGAUGACGAGUUUGCAACAACAACACUCACCAUAUCCAGGACUUCAACAUCAGGGUGUUCCUCAAGGCCAUAUGGCGGGAAUGCCUCAUGCUCAGGGUCAGCAAGGACAACCAGGUCCAGGUAUGCCUCAACAAAUGCACAUGGGAGUUUCUGGACCAGGUGGUCCUCAAGUCACUCAAGCCGGUGCUAUGAUGGCUGGGAUGCCACCUGGCGCUGGACCAAAUGCACAUGCUUUACAACAUUUGAACCCAAAUCAGCAGGCGCAAGCGGCAAUGUUCCAACAGCAGCAACAACAACAGAUGAUGAACGCAAAUCCGCAGUUAAUGCAUCAUCAAAUGUUACAACAACAAGCAGCCAGGCAGCGCCAGAUCCAACUACAACAGCAAUACAGCGGUGGUGGAAUGCCAAACGGAAUGCCUGUGAAUAUGCAUGGGAUGAACCCAAAUCAAAUGAACGCUCAAUUCGCAAUGCGACAUGGUACCCCAGGAAUGGCUCGCCCGGUGAAUCUACCACAGCAUCUUGCCCAGCAACAACAGAUGGCUCAAGACAACGUCAAUCAACAACAAGCACAUCAGCAGACUCAACAGAUGAUGCUCGCAAUGCAUCAACAAAAUGCUCAAAAUCAUGGACCGAAUGCCCAACAAGCUCAGGCCCAAGCCCAAGCGCAGGCUCAGGCGGCCGCUGCUGUAUCUCAACAACAGAACCAAACCCAAUCCCAGGUUCAGAAUCAACCACCUCAAUCGGCCUCAACACCCCAACCUCAAGCACCACCGCCAGCCGCUAUCCAAGCAGCCAUUCAGGCUCAAGCUCAACAAGCCCAAGCCCAGCAAGCCCAAGCCCAGCAACCAACGGGAGCUCUCCAGCAGCAGCAGCAGCAGCAGCAGCAGCAGCAACAGCACGCUGCCGCAAUGCUACAGCAACAACAGCAGCAGCAGACUAGACAAGGAGAAAAACUAAAGGGACAAUGCUUAAUGCGAUUGGUACAAUUCAGUGACCAUCUCGGCGGGUUUUGCAAGGUUGUCAAGCCGGUAGGCUUUUACGAGGCGACUGGCGUUUCUCGGCUGAAUGCCGAGUCCAUGAAAGAAAAGGACGACUUAGCAUAUUGGGGAAGCUUUGCGGAGAGAUUUUUCUCCCGAGGAGGGGUUCUACGUUAUUCGACAUAUUCGUACAAUCCUCAAGAUAACGUCCGGGAGAAACAGUACGAGAUAACAUCACCUGCGAUGCCGAGAUACUUUCAUACCCAUUUCGAAAGUGGUGUUACAAACAUGCAGAUGAUUUUUGAGAAAGGGACUGAAAAGGAAUUGCCGCUAAAUGGUCAUUACAUUGAAAGUCAAAACUCAAGUUUUGUCUACUGGUUUGAGGAUGGCUCUCACCUGGUCUCAAAUGGCAUACUUCGCGCUCAUUUUGAUGGGGAUCAAAAGCUCGAGCUGCUUGAUUUUGAGACUCGUAGUCAUCAGGAGUAUGUUCCCCGUAGCAUGGCUAUAGACAGAGCAAGGCCAAUUCACAAUUGGGUAAAAGAUUGGAAAUCCAUGAACAAUGGACCUGAUGGCAAACCAUCGCCCGAGAUGAACAAAAAAAAACAAAAGAUGAUGAAAUCUCCACCAAAUCCUCCUCCUGAUUUCGACCUACCGGACACGAAACUGACUCAAUACACUGGAAUCACACCCAUGGUGUUUCGAUUUCUUGAGAUGAAUGAGGUUUUGGCUCAAAUGAACCCUUUGAUGAGCUAUCUGCAAACAAACCCAACACUUACGCCCUAUAAAGCCCUAGAGGCAUACAUGGCCCAAGUGAACAGCAAUGGAGCAAACGGUGGUCCUCAAAACCCCUCAGGUCCACGAACACCGGCAAUGGUUAAUUUCCCGAUUGGCGCUUCUCCCGCAGCUGCACACUUACAAAUACCAGAAGGAUCACCUCAUAUGAUGGGCAGUCCAGCUCAAGCUCCAGGCAUGCAGCUCCAACAGAGUCAGCAUGGAACUACUUCAAGUGGCCCAAGCGCAAACACAAGUCCCAAUGCGAGUAACAAACGAAGAAGACCAAGUACAGUCAAGGCCGAAGAAGAUGGCCAAGCCAAUGGGACAGGCAAGAACAAUGUCAAACCUAGUCCACGCAUAACGAAGAGACAGAAAGGAAACCCCGCUUGA
Botrytis porri is the source of this 2142-nucleotide messenger RNA. RefSeq lists its product as uncharacterized. The record is from RefSeq and is a predicted model, not a curated record. NCBI's taxonomy places the organism in Eukaryota, Fungi, Ascomycota, Leotiomycetes, Helotiales, Sclerotiniaceae. The coding region runs from base 1 to 2142 and encodes 713 amino acids. Gene Ontology annotation, cellular component: nucleus; transcription regulator complex. Gene Ontology annotation, biological process: positive regulation of transcription by RNA polymerase II; negative regulation of transcription by RNA polymerase II. The transcript is spliced from 6 exons.